Molecule: messenger RNA, 453 nt
Organism: Linum trigynum
Lineage: Eukaryota; Viridiplantae; Streptophyta; Magnoliopsida; Malpighiales; Linaceae
Source: the annotation of a GenBank genome assembly
AUGCGUAUCGGCCAUGUUGCUAGUGGGGUCAACAGCACACGGCGAUUGGCUGCCAAAGAAUUGGUGAAGCUGUUCCAGUUGCUGCAUGGAGAAACCUGGGACAGGGCUGGCUUCGGUGUCAUCUUGCGAAGCGCGUGGCUCGCGGCUAGGAGGGCGACCCCCAUUCUGCUCAUUGCGAGACUCGCGAUUGUGACGACGAUUGGGCCUUUCAGACUGCUUAUCAUGGGUUGGCCAUCCGAUAAGCUCGAAGCAAGUUUCCCUGAGAUGCCCACCCUUAAGACAGUGUGUGCAAUGAAGCCUCUCACGAUCUCCUCGCUCGCAUUCACCAUUCCCACGAUCGCGCGAAGGACGAAGGACGAGACCCACUGGAGCCCCGUUCGAGCUGUCCGCGAUCAGACUGUUGAAGGGUGGCGAAAGCGACUGCUUCAGGCACCGGUCUCCGCUUUUGAGUGA